GGCAGUAUGACUGCAAUGACUGUAUUUUUUCCUUUGGAUACAGCUAGGCUUAGACUUCAGGUUGAUGAGAAGCGGAAGUCAAAGACAACACCAGCAGUCCUUUUGGAAAUAAUCAAAGAAGAAGGCCUGUUGGCACCAUAUCGAGGAUGGUUCCCUGUUAUCUCCAGCCUUUGCUGCUCCAAUUUUGUUUAUUUUUAUACAUUUAAUAGUCUUAAAGCCCUCUGGGUCAAAGGCCAGCAUUCAACCACUGGAAAAGACUUGGUUCUUGGGGUUGUUGCAGGAGUAGUGAAUGUACUCUUGACCACCCCUCUCUGGGUGGUGAACACACGCCUGAAGCUGCAGGGCGCAAAAUUCAGAAAUGAAGACAUUGUACCAACCAAUUACAGAGGCAUAAUAGAUGCCUUUCAUCAGAUAGUACGAGAUGAAGGAGUCUUAGCUCUGUGGAAUGGUACUUUCCCCUCCUUGCUGCUGGUCUUCAAUCCCGCCAUACAGUUUAUGUUUUAUGAAGGCUUUAAACGAAAGCUUCUGAAAAAGCGGGUGCAACUCACAUCUUUGGAUGCUUUUGUCAUUGGUGCAAUAGCCAAAGCAGUUGCCACCACCCUCACUUAUCCUCUGCAGACAGUACAGUCAAUUCUGCGGUUUGGACGUCACAGGUUGAACCCAGAGAACCGAACACUAGGCAGUCUUAGAAAUGUUCUUUACCUUCUUCAGCAGAGAGUGAGGCGCUUUGGAUUAAUGGGACUCUAUAAAGGCCUUGAAGCAAAGCUUCUGCAAACAGUCCUUACUGCUGCUCUUAUGUUUCUGGUGUAUGAGAAACUGACUGCUGCAACCUUCACAGUCAUGGGAUUAAAGCACUCGCGCAGACAUUGAAAAGGAACCUAUGCCAAAGAUACUGGGUCUAGAAAUCACAUUCCAUUCUUGAGACCUGGCUGGGUAACAAAGGGUCCUCACUUUCUCUGCUUCUCUUCUUAGCCACCUUUAUCUCCAGUAUUUGGAGAAAUCUGGAAUAUGCUCUAUAGGACCUGUUGCCACGAAUUCAGGGAGAGCCCAUUCUCUAUUGUUCUGUGUACUCACUGUGUUAAGAAAAAAAACAGAGACCUUAUUUAAGCACUUGACAUGAAAUUUAAACUAUUAUGUGAUUUGGUUGUUUGGUUGCUAUUUUUGGCAAGGAUGAUUAUCUCUCACUACGCUUUCUUCUUUGCCCUCAAAUCGUCCUCAGCUCUUCUUGUAUCUUUACCUUCUGUCAGCAGCUGGUGGGGCUGGUUUUGUGUUAUUUUCCUUGACCUGUCACCUGUGACCUGACCUGUGACCUUGUCACUUCAUAUUUGAUUCAUUAAAAUAAUUCAUAAAGAAUAA
Messenger RNA from Cyanistes caeruleus (blue tit), 1356 nucleotides. The record is from RefSeq and is a predicted model, not a curated record. Lineage: Eukaryota; Metazoa; Chordata; Aves; Passeriformes; Paridae.